CUACACUCUGACCGAGGCUGUCCUCCCUCCCACACUACUACAGCAGUAGACCAGUGAUGGGGGAGGGGGCAAUCUCCCCGCGAGAAGCCACGAUGCGCCAAAAAUAACUCAUUUACACAGCAGACAAGAGUAAGGUAAGACUGUUCACCGUAACACCUAGGUGUACACAGCUCAAUACAGGACUGUUGAGAGAGACUACUACUAUCGGACAGACCAAAGGGAUCAAAUUGUGUAUCGGUGGGAAUAUUGAUGCUGAUGUUAAUCUAUUCUGUGUACUAACUACGCACACCGAGACUAACUGCUCACGGGGCAGGUGAGUUAGGACAUUCGCCUGACGGGUCCUCAAAGUACCUCGUUCACCAAACGACAUGUGUACUGGGAACUGUAAACAAAGGAGAAGGUUUGGUCGGAGGUAGAGAGACAGUCAACCGUUUCGGCAGUGAUAUAUACUGUGUGUUUGGAUACUGCUUAAUUCCUUAGGAUGUCACUGCGUGAAGUUUGUGAAAACUGCCAUUUGUUGAAACUUAUCAUUAAUCUUGUUUCAAUAAAUUGCAACAUAGUCUCCCAACAAAGUUUUGCGAUGUAAGGGACAAAAGCAGACCAUGCAUGGGUAGUGUGUAUCAAAUGAUGCCAUCAUUUUGUGAUCAUUUCGUUUCAAAAUAAUGCACACUAUGUCUAAGCCGAGCUUCGCCGUCCAGGCAAAAUUCAAAUUUUACACGGACGAGGAAUCUUUGGCGGGAGAAUGGAAGCACGCGGCCAAAUGUAAUGCCAGUCAGAUUACAUUCUUGGAGGGCAUUCUGCUGAAAACUCUCGACCACAACUCGCCAUUUUUGUACGUCGACUACUCUGUGUUUUAUGGCGGGAUCAGAACAUCAGACAGUGUAACAUUCCAGGAACUUAACACGACACUUCCGGUCAAUAAUGUGCUGCGUGUUCAGAACCACCAGUACUCUACAGAUAUACCUCCGAGAAGGGUGAGCGAGCCAGGCUGCUAUGAUGAAUUGGAAUGUAUCGCCCGGAAUGACGUCAGUCAACUUCCUCGGACGCCGGUCAGCAAGGAUAGUGUUUACAUUUUAUCUUCAUUCAGGGCAACAGAACAGACUCAAAAUUUGGAGAAAAUAUGGAAAGUUUGGAGUGGAGCAAAUUACAUUCUAUGGAAGUGUCCGAAACAGUUAAAUAUUCGCCGUAUAACGUUCCUUCGAACGACCACCAGUACAGACCCUUUUUCGUACCUAGUUCUGUGUGAGUGCGAGGAAGGCUUGAACUUCCUAAAUCACGCUAAAGAGUUCUCGGACAGGCUGCGACAGCGGUGGUGUGGACUUGUGGGCCUGUACAAGGUUGAGCGCUAUUACAUUCCUCCAAAAGAACGCAGGACGAUCUGAGCAUCACUAUUCUAAUUUGGCCUAUGUGAAAAGAGAUUCAUCAAUAUUAAUUAUAUAAAUUCUUAUAACAUCACGAUUUAUUUGUCAUAUUUGUACCGUCAAUUAUUUUUACUAGUUACGUAAUUUUUAUUGGUAUAUUUUCUCUUUCACACAAGAGUUUAAGAGUUUAAUAUCCGAGGUUGAACAUUCAAUCAACAUCGUGAUGAAAUUGACAAACUGGGAAAAUUAUGCAAAUUAUUUUGUUCAUUAUAAUAGCUAUAAUAUUUAUAUUAAUUUUACUAUUUUCAGAGAAAAAGUAAACCUGCUACUGUAUCAAUGGCUUUAGCAGAUACACAGCAGGCUGAGUAAAGGCACUUCUGUAAUAUGUAAUGACUGUAUAUAGUUCAAACGUAUACGUUUACAUGAAAUAUGCAUUUUUCUGGUUUAUUAUAAAGGGAUGGAUGAUAUACAUAAACUCCAUCGUUAAUUUGU
Ylistrum balloti is the source of this 1853-nucleotide messenger RNA. RefSeq lists its product as uncharacterized. The record is from RefSeq and is a predicted model, not a curated record. NCBI's taxonomy places the organism in Eukaryota, Metazoa, Mollusca, Bivalvia, Pectinida, Pectinidae. Bases 663 to 1382 code for a protein of 239 amino acids. The transcript is spliced from 3 exons.